AAACUCCUCCCUUCGACGUGCUGCACUGGGACAGAUUGACUGCAGUACAUAGUGUAUUGUAGAGGAGAGGCGGAGUUUCACCUCAGCACCGAAACCAGCUGAAAAUUCAGGUGCCCGCAGUCCGUCCGUCAGUCAACUCAUGUCAGUACAGCACAGCGGACUACUGCGGGGACCGCUCACUUCUCACUACAGGAUUUAAACAAACUAAAGAAAGAGUGAAAACAACAUUAAGUCAUUAGAGCGACGGUGCUCGGGGUGUUAUGUUUAUAGUGCACAUCUUUGCCGGUGUGUUUUCUUGAGUCGUCAGUCGCUUCCGCUUUUCCGUCCAGCAGUUUGACGCCGACAUUCAGCAGGAGUCAAUAGGAAUUUUUGAUACUCAGUAAACAAUUUCACUGGACUCUGAAAGGGAAAAAGGAUUAUCAGUCAUUUUUUGUUCACGUGAGUGAAUCCUACUCAUCCUAAGGCUGAUGUUGUCCUCCAAGAGCAGCGUCUGAAACAUGGACGACCCUUUAAAGGUUGACUGAUUCCAGCUGACACCUUCACAACUAUGCUGCGAGUCACUAGAGGCCUGAUGGCCACAGUAGCCACCAACAACAAUUCCCCCACCCAGUUCAGGGAAUGAUCAAACCGUCCCGUCUAGGACAUACACAUCAAGAGGCCUCUUACAAUACAGCAGCAGAUAUCCAAAAUCCAAUGGCAUGGGUCAAGUUCUUCAGGAGACCAGGAGGCAAUCUUGCCAGGUCUUACCAGCCAGGAUCUAUGCUGUCCUUGGCCCCUACCAAGGGACUACUAAAUGAGCCGGGACAGAACAGCUGCUUCCUCAACAGUGCAGUGCAGGUUCUUUGGCAGCUCGAUAUCUUCAGACGGAGCCUUCGUCAGCUGCCAAACCACUACUGCUUGGGUGACUCCUGCAUCUUUUGCGCUUUGAAGGGAAUAUUCUGUCAGUUCCAGCACAGCCGAGAGCGAGCGUUACCCUCAGAUAACCUGCGUAAUGCCCUUGCCGAAACCUUUAAGGAUGAGCAGCGCUUUCAGUUAGGCUUCAUGGAUGAUGCUGCUGAGUGCUUCGAGAACAUUCUAGAAAGGAUUCACCUGCACAUCGCACCUGAUGCAGAGACCGACGCCUGCACAUCCAAGUCCUGUAUCACUCAUCAGAAAUUUGCUAUGGCACUUUAUGAACAGUCAGUGUGUAGGAGCUGUGGCGCGUCGUCCGAUCCUCUACCCUUCACUGAGCUUGUGCACUAUGUGUCCACCACAGCCCUCUGCCAGCAAAUGUUGGAGAGGAGAGAUGAAAGGUUUGGGGAGUUGCUUCAAGCCGCCAGCACAGUCGGAGAUCUGCGUAACUGUCCGAGUAACUGUGGGCAGAAAAUCAAGAUCCGGCGCGUGCUGAUGAACUCUCCAGAAAUCGUGACCAUCGGAUUUGUGUGGGACUCAGAACAGUCAGACCUCACAGAAGAUGUCAUCCGAUCUCUCGGACCACACCUCAACCUCUCAGGGCUCUUUUAUCGUGUCACAGACGAGCGUGCGAAGAAGAGCGAGCUGCUGUUGGUGGGAAUGAUCUGUUACUCCAGCAGACAUUACUGUGCCUUUGCUUACCACACCAAAUCAUCCAAAUGGGUUUUCUUUGAUGAUGCCAAUGUCAAAGAGGUGGGAUCCAGAUGGAAAGAUGUGGUCACUAAAUGCAUCAAAGGUCACUUCCAGCCUUUGCUUUUGUUUUACUCUAACCCUGACGGCAGUGCUGUGGUAACAGACGAGGCCCAGCGGACCAACAACAGUACCACCCAAAAUAAAAGCGCUGUCAAUGGAGAAGCACCAGGUACUCCUAUACUGGGUGGAAAAAAGUUGGAGUUGACGCGAGAGAACUUGACUGCUUUCUUCUCAAAUCAUGGUACUUUGAAGCAGAAGUCUCAGCCUCCCUCUGUGUUCAGUCGUGGCAGUAACCAGACCAGCGGCGGCAGAGGGCCAGUGAAGAUAAAUUUUGAUCCAAAGAGUCGAUUCAGAGAGAUUUUGCGGGAGCUUCCGAAGGAAGGCCGUCCCAUCAACCUUAUUAAGAAGGACUCGGAUCGGUCACAGACGAGACCAGAAACACUGAGGCACCGGGACGCCCCGGAGAAGCCUCAUUCCCGCUCGCUGUCACCUCCGGAGAAUGGCUUUAAGCAUAUGGAGUCGCGGUUCUACAGCAGCCAGGGCAGGGGUCCAACGAAAGCCGAGCGCUGGCCCGUUACCAACACCCACUACAACCAUGAGCCCCGCUCUCAGUCUCAGCCCCGCGUCCCGCUUCAUCCCCCUGUAGAGAACCGCUCUCGGAGGCCUGAUGUGGCCAACGGCUACGAUACGGACAGCAGUCAGGACUCUCGGACGUACGGAAACUCUCGCAGUCGGCCCAAUCGGGCGUGGAGGCCAAUGCGAGAGGCGCUUAACGUCGACAGCGUAAUAAACACUGAUAAUAAUCAAAACUACCCCAUCUCUCGCAGACAGAACUUUAUUCAGGACGGCGAAGAGCCGGCGUGGGCUCGACGCGAGGAGCGUAAACCCAAGAGUUUAAUGACGAUUUACGAGGACGAGCAGCGGCAGGACAUGGGCAGCAGGAGCUCACUGGAGUCAGAGGGUCGUGGACCAGCGGAGCAGGACAGGGUUAAAUCAAGUGUCAAUAACCUCACCAUUCGGACUGAUAACUGGAAAAUCCAGCGCACUGAAUCUGGAUACGAGAGCAGUGAUCGUCUCAGCAACAGCUCAGCUAAUCUGGACUCUCCUGUGGUGGAGAACUUGAGCAACAAAGAAAUGCAAUCCAUACCAGAACCAAACCUCUCCAGGGAGCCUAACUACCUAAGGAGGUAUGAGGAUUCAAAGACCGAGAUCCCACCUUCGUCCAUUAUCUACAGUGACCACCAAAAGAAAGCACAUGAUCAUUCUAUGAGUCCUCUCAUUCCAAGAAGGCAAGCUUUUCGAUACAACCCUGCUAAAGAAAGAAUGGAAAAGACUGAGGUAGACCGAGCACACGUGGUAAACGGGAAUCCCACCUCUCCUUAUUUCACCAAGACCAGCAGUUCGGAGUGGAACAGCUCCGACGAUCUCGCCGGUCCAUUUUCCGAGCAGGAGGAUUCAUCAUCACACGCUGACGUUCCUCCUCAGGUUCCCUCUCGGACUCGAUCUCACGGCGUGGCUCCGCCACUGCCUCCCAAACCGCUCGGUCUGAGUCCACACAGCCCUCAACGUCUUCCUCGAAACGGAUCGGCCCUGUCCCAAACCGCCCUGCAGAAGUGGUUGGAAAACUCGUCUGAAUCUCACAUGGUCUCGUCGGACACGAGCUCCAAGUCUGGCUCCUCUGAUCAGGAUAGGAACGAUCUGUCGGCGAGUGAGGGUGAGGAGAAGUUCUCCAGCUGUCCUAAACCGGUGGUGGGCUCUCCCGUCUUUCCCAGCACGUACUUCACCGUGGACGGCUGCAUGACGGACACGUACCGUGCCAAGUAUCAUAAAAAGAGGCCUGCUCUGAAUGUGAUGGCAGACUCUAGAGCCGGAGAUCACACCUCGUCUGGUGAAAGCGAUUAUGGGGAAAGACUCUCACCGGCUCCUUCAGAAACACAGGCACCGCAGCACACCAGAGCCACGCCUCUGCCAGUUCACGUUUCCAGUAAUAAACCCACUGCUAAAUGGAAUCCAGUGACAGUGAAAGGACUGGAUGAACACGGCUUUCUCUGACAGCAGAUCUCGCACGUUCACAGCGCUCUGCACCAGUGAACGUUCAACGGCCUUCUCCUGAAGAUGUGUUUGUGUAGUACGCACUCAAAUGCAGCGUGUGGCAGUAUCAGACAUUACAUUUGCACAUUUUCAAGCCAAAAGAGAACAAUAUUACAUAACUUAAAAUUCCAAAACACACUCCACAGGCUUAAGUACGUUUAAUGUAAGUAACUUCAGACUAACAAAACUAACAAAACUGAAAAAAUACAAAUGACAGUUUGCCCUAAAAUACAACCUAUAUAUGGUUAAAGUGCUUUAGUUGGUUUGGAGGGAUGCGUUUCUGUUCACUGCUUCUGAUUUUCUCUGAAAUAGCUUAAUGUUUUGAUUGUUUUGUGGAGGGAGAGGAGCUGUUAAGAGUUUUGAUUGUAUUUUCAGAAGGUGAAGCUGCUAAAAGUGAAACCGUUCCUGUGUUUAAUAAGAUCUGUUUUUGAAAAGCAAGAUUGAGCUGAAUGUCUGAUGGCCUUUUUUGUUGGUUUAGGUGUGUGAUAUCUCUUAUUUUAUUAUUUACUCCCCGAUCAAUAAUUAAAAAGGGCCGCUUUAAAUAUUUUUUUUACCCUUUUAUCAUGUUGAGAGCUUAGUUUUUGGACCAAUGUGCACAGAAGUUAUGGAGAAGACACUGGAGAUUAAAUUGGUUAUUUGUAUGUAAAAAGUGGAAUUUGACUUUAUUUGGGCACAUCUAAAUAUGUUUUCUUUUCAUGUUUGGAACAAAACAAGUUGUACAUUUUGUCUUGUGUGAUAAUGUUUUGUAAACUGCUAGGCAGAACACUGAAGAGUGCCUUAUUUUGUGUGUAAAGAUGGGAUAAAGGUAUUUUUAUCUGUAAAAUGGUAACUUUUUCAAUUUUUUUGUAAUAUUCUAGUUCAUUUUGGUUAAGAACUUUUAAUAAACUGAUUUAUUUAAGCAUAA
Molecule: messenger RNA, 4639 nt
Organism: Labeo rohita (rohu)
Lineage: Eukaryota; Metazoa; Chordata; Actinopteri; Cypriniformes; Cyprinidae
Product: inactive ubiquitin carboxyl-terminal hydrolase 53
Exons: 18
Coding region: 619-3696 (1025 amino acids)
Biological process (GO): response to auditory stimulus; sensory perception of sound; protein deubiquitination
Cellular component (GO): cell-cell junction
Molecular function (GO): cysteine-type deubiquitinase activity
Source: RefSeq, a predicted model, not a curated record